This is a messenger RNA of Polyodon spathula (Mississippi paddlefish), 679 nucleotides long. RefSeq names its product high mobility group protein HMGI-C-like. Gene Ontology annotation, biological process: regulation of DNA-templated transcription. Bases 250 to 588 code for a protein of 112 amino acids. The transcript is spliced from 6 exons. Gene Ontology annotation, molecular function: DNA binding; transcription coregulator activity. The record is from RefSeq and is a predicted model, not a curated record. Gene Ontology annotation, cellular component: nucleus; chromatin. NCBI's taxonomy places the organism in Eukaryota, Metazoa, Chordata, Actinopteri, Acipenseriformes, Polyodontidae.
GCUGGCAUCUGAGGAUACUCGUUUUAAAGCCUUUAUUCUGCAGAAGAAUAGAAACAAUAAGGAUUGAAAACGGGGGUUUUUGUAAGGUGCUUUGAGUUUCUCUGCUGCUGCGCGCACGAGUGGAGGUAGCUGAAGGUACAGGCUGGGCAGUCCCAUCCAGUCCUUUAGAGACAGAGCUCAAUGCCAAGGCACAUCCCGCCCUCUCUCUGCUGAAGGUCGUGAGGACGUUGGACCCCGUGGGACGGAGCGAUGAGCAACAGUGGCGCCAGAGAGGGACCGGCUCGGCAGGGCACCGCAGCGCCCCCAGCUGAGCCAGAGAGGAGAGGCAGGGGCAGGCCCAGGAAACAACCUCAGGAGCCAGCUGGCCCCCCCACCCCGAAGAGACCUCGCGGGAGACCCCGUGGCAGCAAAAACAAGGGGCCGCGCGCCACCCCAAAGAAAGCAGAGCCUACUGGAGAGAAGAGACCAAGAGGCCGGCCGAGGAAGUGGCCCCAGAAAGUUGUUCAAGAAGAAGCACCCCAGGCAGCACCAGAGGAAGCCGCAGAGGGACCCUCACGACAGCAAUCAAAGACCUCAGGAGAAGACUAGUGACCUUGCAGUAAACCUCUACCUCAUUGGCUAGGCAGCAGCAGCAGCAGGACGCGAAAAGGCCUGUUGCCUAGCGAGCCAUGAAGAUUGC